CAGACACACGCACAGAGACCGUCGAUGCAUCACUUUCACUAGUUUGCAACUUUUACCUAGUAUUCAUCGAAUGCACCCACAAAAUCCGUACCGGACUCCCCUGGAUUUUAUUGCGUUGGCUGAGGCCUAUCCUAACCUCAAACCUUUCCUGAAGAAGGGCUCGACGGGAGUCGUGAUUAACUUUCAAGAUGAAGCCGCUCAGAGAUGUCUGACAAAAGCCCUCCUGCUCUGUGAUUUCGGGCUAUCGUUGGAUCUGCCGCCCGACCGACUAUGUCCUCCAGUGCCGAACAGAUUGAAUUACAUCCUUUGGAUUCAAGACAUCAUGGGCGCGUGUGCCCGGCGUGAGCCUACUCAUGGAGUAGUUCGAUGCGUCGACAUUGGCACAGGUGCAUCUGCGAUCUACCCUUUGCUUGGAUGCAAGUCAGAUCCCAGUUGGAUAUUUUGGGUCCACAGAGAUUGACGAGCAAUCAAUGAACUUCGCUCUCAGAAAU
Phanerochaete carnosa HHB-10118-sp is the source of this 491-nucleotide messenger RNA. RefSeq lists its product as uncharacterized. Gene Ontology annotation, biological process: rRNA base methylation. Gene Ontology annotation, molecular function: 23S rRNA (adenine(1618)-N(6))-methyltransferase activity. Bases 71 to 460 code for a protein of 129 amino acids. NCBI's taxonomy places the organism in Eukaryota, Fungi, Basidiomycota, Agaricomycetes, Polyporales, Phanerochaetaceae. The record is from RefSeq and is a predicted model, not a curated record. Gene Ontology annotation, cellular component: nucleus. The transcript has 8 exons.